Habropoda laboriosa is the source of this 378-nucleotide messenger RNA. It is a transcript of the gene Dad1, whose product is annotated as dolichyl-diphosphooligosaccharide--protein glycosyltransferase subunit DAD1. The transcript is spliced from 2 exons. Gene Ontology annotation, biological process: protein N-linked glycosylation. Lineage: Eukaryota; Metazoa; Arthropoda; Insecta; Hymenoptera; Apidae. The record is from RefSeq and is a predicted model, not a curated record. Gene Ontology annotation, cellular component: membrane; oligosaccharyltransferase complex. Bases 43 to 378 code for a protein of 111 amino acids.
UUGCUCCAACCUUAAACGAAACGUCAAAUUAUUCAUAAAAAAAUGACUGCUUUAAUGGUUCUUGCAAAAUUUUGGUCAGAGUACGCGAAAAGUACACCAAAAAAGCUUAAAAUAAUAGACGCUUAUCUGCUCUAUGUGUUUCUAACGGGUGUUACACAAUUUAUAUAUUGUUGUCUGGUCGGUACAUUCCCCUUCAACAGUUUUCUCAGUGGAUUUAUUUCUUGUGUCUCUUGCUUCGUCCUUGGAGUUUGUUUACGACUACAAGUAAAUCCUCAAAAUAAAAGUCAAUUUCAUGGAAUAAGUCCUGAGAGAGGAUUUGCAGACUUUAUUUUUGCACAUGUCAUUCUUCAUAUUGUUGUAAUGAAUUUCAUUGGUUGA